Phytophthora sojae is the source of this 786-nucleotide messenger RNA. RefSeq lists its product as hypothetical. The record is from RefSeq and is a predicted model, not a curated record. The coding region runs from base 1 to 786 and encodes 261 amino acids. NCBI's taxonomy places the organism in Eukaryota, Oomycota, Peronosporomycetes, Peronosporales, Peronosporaceae. The transcript is spliced from 4 exons.
AUGUCUCCUCGCACCUGUCUGACGCUAGAACAAAAGCUCCAAGUGCACCUAAAGCUCCAGCAGAAUCCUGGCAUGAACAACCCCAUGCCCGCCGAGUGGAUCUACGCAACUUUCAAGGCCCGGGUCAGUCGUGCCACACUCGCCCGACUGCGCAACCUGCCUUCUUCCUACUUCAGCCACGUCGACCUGAGUGCGACCAAGCGGCGCCGAGUGAAAUUCCCUCAGUUCGAGCGGGAACUGAGGGAAUUUUUCUUUCAGAACGAAGCUAAAACGGCGAUGGCGGACGACGUGCUCCUGAUGAAGGCGCAUGAGCUGGCGGAGCGCUUAGGAGGAAGAGGAGGAACAGGAACCCGCAAUUCUGCGGCUGCGAAGCAGGCGCAGGAGAAGGACGCUCACGUGCGGAUUGAGUUUAUCAAUGGCGGUCAAAGGCCGCAAGGACGGCGGGUGGAAGGAGCGGGGAUGGAGGAGCGCGACGCCAUCAAGGAGGGCGGCGAGCCGAAGGACGUCGGCGGAAAAAAAGGGGGGCUGCAUGGUUCCGCCUGCCAAGAUGUGGGUGGUGUCUGGGAGGACGGCGGCACCAAGAUGGCGGCGCAGGACAAGACGGCCGCGCCGUGGAGGAUAGACGGCGGGAAGGAGGAGGAGGAGAACCGGAGCGAACGGCAAGAGGCGGCGGACCGGAGGUGGGGCGAUGGGGAGGGUAGCCGCCAAGGCGAGGGCGGUAAGGACAUCGAGCGGAGGGAAACGAGCGCAAGGGCGCAGCGACCUGCUGGGAGGCGACGAGCAUAG